AUGUCAUUCAUUUUUGGACGUCGUCGGUCGCAAGCAGACGCGGUCACCAACCACCCUGAUGCCGGCUUAAAGAAAUCAGGUCGAGAACGCCAUUCACCCUCGGGCACGAAUCAGGAUGAUACGACCGACCCAGGAAUCUUUCAUGGCUUGUUUCGCAAGCGCACCGAUAGCGCGCUGUCUUUAGAUUCGACCCAGAAUGCACAGAAACAGAAUCGAGACAAAGGACCUCGAUCGGAUACCCAGGAGCUCCCAGUGCGGGAAAGAGGACGCGAUCCGUGUCGUCGGGGCUCCAGAGAUUCCACUCCAAGCAAUUCAUCAGGGAGAGGAAGUCCAGAGCCUCAUCCUGCAGCGGCACACAGCGAACCCAAACAGCCAGGGAACAUUCAAGACUACUUGGACUAUCGGCUUGACAAAGCAGGACUGCCGGAUGACAGUACUGAUCCCAAGGUCUCAUCGGAGCUUGGAUCGGCUCUAACAAAAAAGGACGUCAAGGCACUGCUUUCCGGCGCGCCUCACUUCAUGCUGGAGCGAGGCAAGCAUGGUCGGUGGUAUCCGCAAGUCAUCUUUCCCUGGGAUGAGCACGAUCCUUCCAUCCAACGGAUGUUGGAUCGUAAGCCUCUUGCCCAUGCCUCGUUCACGCUGUGUACGUUGCAUGCUCAUCUACCGGUUCCCGAUGACUGGGCUGUGAAAGGUGGAGUGCCCAUUCCGCUGCAAGAUUGGCGUCGUAGCGGAGCUUUCAAGAGAGCGGCAUUCGACGUUGGAGUAUUCGAAGUCCCCAAUAUGUUGGGAAACAAUGGCAAGGAGCCGGGGACUAUCGGCUUUCGAAAUUUCCUGGAGCUGCCAAACGCAGACCUGUUGAAAUACAUGGGCCCCGAAGAGCCAAGAGAGUCCUUGAACAUGCAACGGGUUUCAUCGCUUCCUGCCACCGAAGCAUUUGAAUUGAUGGAUCAGUAUAAUAAGCCAUAUUCACAGUGUCUCAGCGGUGCUGUGUUCGAUCGACGCAAGCUCAUCAAGGAUGGACCGGCUGGAUGGAAGCGCAUUGGCGUUCGAGAUGUUAAUCUCAGAUAUCUGGUACAACGUCUUGACCAACUACGACAGUUGCGCCUCGAUGUACUUCGCCAAGGGUCAACCAUUACCAUUUUGGAUGUCGAGUCGCCACACGAACUACAUGAUAUCUUACACACUCACUUUCUCCAUCCUCAUCCACCGCCCGCAGAUCUGCUGCCAGGGCACCCGCAAAGCUUGAAAUCUCAGAUCAAAACACUGGCAACGGUUCUAGCAACCCCCGGAGCCUGGAUCGAUUUCAGUCUCCCUGAGUGGCGGUUCAGAGCCGGCCAAAUACUGUGGGAGACACCUCCUCAUAGAGAUGGAGAUUGCGUGGUGCCCAAUGAUUGCUCUACGGGGACGUCCAAACAUCCUUGGGUCAAUUCUGGCAUGGAGCGAAAGUGGCUUCUGAUCCAGAUCCUUCUGGCGGCUGAGCUUCUAUUCCGCCUCGAUGCUUUCGUCCGCGUGGGCAUGCUACAUGACCCCCAUGGAGGACUGAUCACGGCAUCAGAGCUCCAGCACUUUGAUCAACUUCGAGAGGGAAAAGUCAAUUGGGAUCUCAUCUUUGUGCGUCGGUUUCUCGACAAUCUCGAUAUUACAUGCGAUUCAACUCCAUCCCCCAAUUCACCUGUCGGUGGUGGUAGCCCGUCACCAUCGCCCGUGGAGAAGCCACCGACGAAACCCCGUCGCUUUUCUCUUUUUGAUUCUAUCACUCGCCGCAUUUCAUCUAUGCAGGAAGCUGAUGUGCGAUCUGCUUGGGAGUGCCAAAUCAGCUCUCCGUAUGUGCGACAGCAGCUUGAGGGCUUGUAUGUCUUUGCGGAGAACAUUGGAUGGCCGAAAGCCAGUGCUCUCAGAUCCCAUUUUGAAGAAAUUUGCAAGAGUGGCAAAGACCUAUUUACUCCACGGGUGAAAGCUGAUGGAGAUUGCGGCCAGGGGUGGGACUCUGAAGAGAUCACGAAGACAGUUCUGGAGAAAAACGACAUGUACAGCCGCAGUCGAUGCCGCCGCAGCGUCAAGCUACGCAGUUUAUCUCGCGAAGACAAGGAUCCGCAUGCGUCUGAAGUCCUUGGCUGGAUCUCUCGAAGCUGGCUCUCAGGCCUCGUCAUUCCUGGCGAGGCAAUCUGCCAUCUCCUGAUCGGAACUCUUUUGGAGAACGAUGCUGAUGCGAUUGAACGACUGGGGCCUACAGCGAAUCUCUACGGCGGCUUUGUGUAUGAUGGACGCAGUUAUUGGAGCAAGGCUAGCAUUGUGGGACGAGUGCUCUCUAGUCUGGACGGAGCUAAAACCUGCAUGGGUUGGGUUGGCAGCGACGUGCUUCCCCGCGACGAGACGACAUUCGAGCCACUGGCCGAAGGUUGGUUUGAGGUUCCCAUGCAAAAAGCCAUCCGCAGUCCUGGAAAGUCGCGCAUCAAGCAGGGCGGGAAGUUGGCAAUGGAGUCGACUCCGCUAGGAAUGGGUGAUAUUACCGCAGACGCCUUUACGCUGCCGGUCGACCAGCCUGCAUCUGCCUCCAUGCCGGACGUGAGCCUGGUCAACUUGACUUUAUCAAUACGGUCGCAAUGCAAGCGAGGCAUCACGACCAGCGACCAGGCUUCUUUAUCCUUCUCCCUUCGGAGCGCAAACACGCCAUCCCCGGCCACGGCUUCGUUCCCGCUCAGGUAUAAUGUGCGCUUCAUUUCGGCCCAUGAAUGUCGACGGCCACGGGGGGUUGCAGCCCGCCACAAGGACUGUUCAGGUCCUCACGACGAGCAUGAGGAGCAGAAGCAGGAGGAGUCGGCGACACCUGACUGGGGCCAGUUCAAGCGCUUACCAGGUCAUCCACUGCACCAGUCAUUCCCAUACCGCCAUGUGUCCCUCAAAGCCCUCCCAGAGCUCCCCGUACCGACUCCUCCGCUCGACGGGAAACCUGAGGUCCUCGUUAUCGACGCGCGCGGUUCUCGAGUCAAGGAGACCUUUGCGCGGGCAUGGUGCGCUUCUGUUGGCUGUCAUGGUCUGAUCGGUCGCGUGGGGAGGACGUGUGUGGCGUGUUGUGUACGGGAAGCGAGAGCAUUGGAUGUACCGGUGGUGGUUCGAGUGAGCGACUGA
Penicillium subrubescens is the source of this 3129-nucleotide messenger RNA. RefSeq lists its product as uncharacterized. NCBI's taxonomy places the organism in Eukaryota, Fungi, Ascomycota, Eurotiomycetes, Eurotiales, Aspergillaceae. The record is from RefSeq and is a predicted model, not a curated record. The transcript is spliced from 2 exons. The coding region runs from base 1 to 3129 and encodes 1042 amino acids.